Messenger RNA from Monopterus albus (swamp eel), 1163 nucleotides. RefSeq names its product eukaryotic translation initiation factor 4E binding protein 3, like (gene eif4ebp3l). The coding region runs from base 269 to 607 and encodes 112 amino acids. Gene Ontology annotation, cellular component: cytoplasm. The transcript is spliced from 3 exons. The record is from RefSeq and is a predicted model, not a curated record. Gene Ontology annotation, molecular function: eukaryotic initiation factor 4E binding. Gene Ontology annotation, biological process: negative regulation of translational initiation. Lineage: Eukaryota; Metazoa; Chordata; Actinopteri; Synbranchiformes; Synbranchidae.
UCCUGAUACAAAUACAACACAUGGUCGCAUUGGGGAGGUACUUGUAGCGACGGACAUCUCGGGGUCAACUACUCCGAGCUUGUUUGAAAUCUCGCUUGCAUAACUCUUCCUUGGGUAGCUAUUAUAGGCAUACUGCUCUGACCUUUAAAGUUUUAAACUAUUUGUCCCUAACGUCAUAUAAGGUUGUGAGCAAACGUCAUACUGCGAGCGUGAGAGCUUUUAAAGCCACUCGUCCCACUCCACCUCCAGCUGCUACACAGGAGACAGCAUGUCGACCAGUACCAACCAAGUUAAAAGUUGCCCUAUCCCCACCAGGGUGCUUACCCUGAAGGACUGGUCCCAGCUCCCCGACUGUUACAGCCAGACGCCAGGUGGGACCCUCUUCUCCACCACGCCGGGAGGUACCCGGAUCAUCUAUGACAGGAAGUUUCUAUUGGAUUGUCGAAACUCCCCUCUUGCCCGAACCCCCCCAUGCUGUCUGCCCCAGAUCCCAGGGGUAACAGUACCUGCCACACACUCCAUGGGAAAAUUGCAGGAUGUCAAAGAGGAGGCAGAAGAGGAAGAGAAGGACAUCGCAGAUGACAACCAGUUCGAGAUGGACAUCUGAGCUCCAGUAUUACCUCCUGUGGAGAGUUAUCCAUUAAAACGCCUUGCAGGGUCAUUAAUGACCAUAAUGCAUUACAUAUAAAGCUUUUUUUCACUUUUUUAAACAAAAAGCUUUGGUGAGUAACCAAACUGAGAAAAGUUAAACCGUUGGGUGUUUUUGACCCCAAAAAAAGAGCGUACAGCAAAGAAAUGGUAUUAAAUGGGUUGUUUGUUGCUCACUCACCUAAGAACUGCAGCAAGAUGGAAAAAUCUGUUUUGAUUUCACUUUUUUUUAUCUUUUGUAAAUAAGAAAAUAGUACUAUGUUGCCAAUUUUUUAGGUUGGUGGGAUAUACGAUGAUUACAUUAAGAUGUGUAAAUUAGGGUUUUUCACUGCAGGCAUCAGUUUUGUUUUGUUGUAUUUUUCCCACCAGAAAGGAAAGCUAACUUUCGUUGUGAUAGGCAUACAAAUGUCUCCUAAUACUGGGGGUUUGUGCCUACUGAAAUUCAAUCCAACUCGUACUGUUUAGUAUGAAAUGAAAUAUGGAUAAUUUCAAAUAAAGGCCAAUGAAAAUGUCAA